Molecule: messenger RNA, 4731 nt
Organism: Dioscorea cayenensis subsp. rotundata (Guinea yam)
Lineage: Eukaryota; Viridiplantae; Streptophyta; Magnoliopsida; Dioscoreales; Dioscoreaceae
Exons: 15
Coding region: 239-4351 (1370 amino acids)
Biological process (GO): protein ubiquitination
Molecular function (GO): ubiquitin protein ligase activity
Source: RefSeq, a predicted model, not a curated record
CCUCUUCCCUGCCAAAUAUUCGCAACGAUGUCCGGCCGGUGACUCCGGCGACGAGGCCAGUGAGAGGGCGGACUGACGCCGAGAAGGUUUCUGAUUGAGGUUUGGCGGUGCAUGCUGCACGGCGAUUGUUCUUGAGGUUUCGGUGAUGUCCCCCUUCUGUUUUCCUUCGUUUUUCAAACUCCGAUUGAUCUAAUUAGGGCAAUUGUAGUUAACUUCAGAGAUUAUUAUUUCUGAAAUAAUGGAUCUCCCACUGUAUACUGAUUCUGAAUCAGAAGAAACAGCCAUUGAAGAUGAUACAGAUAUUGAUGAUGCUGCCUUUGACAACCCGAGAUGUGGAAUUUGUAUGGAUGUUGUUAUUGACAGAGGGGUUUUAGACUGUUGUCAGGACUGGUUUUGCUUUGCAUGCAUUGACAACUGGGCUACUAUCACGAACCUCUGCCCUUUUUGCAAGAUUGAGUUUCAGCUUAUUACCUGUCUCCCGGUUUAUGAUACAGUUGGACGCAUCGACUCUGAGGAUCAUUCUUUUUCCAGAGAUGAUGAAUGGCUUAUUCAAGGGAAAAACAACGCACUUUCCUUCCCAUCAUACUACAUUAAUGAAGAAGCAGUUGUAUGUUUAGAUGGUGAUGGUUGCAAAAUCCGAAGUGGCUUCACAACUUCUGAAGAUGAAUUAAGUGUUGAUACAUCAAUAGCUUGUGAUUCAUGUGAUAUAUGGUAUCAUGCUUUCUGUGUUGGUUUUAAUUCCUCAUGCCCAACUGACAGUUCAUGGCUAUGCCCCAGGUGUGUAAGCAAGCAGGGGGCACAGAAACCUGAUACUUGUAUAAUGCAGAAUGUAGUAAGCCAUUCUGAACCACGAAGUGUUGACCUUGGAUGGUCAGUUGACUAUAACUUUGCAGGGAAGGUCUCAGUAUCUGUUGCUGAUACUGGUGAUACAGAUAUUGUUGUCUCAAUGGUUGAAGAAAAGCCAAGAGCACUAGCUAGUGGAAACUUAUCAUUAACUGAUUGUCUGGAUGUUGAUAGAAGUAAAUCAAUUGCAAUAAAUAUGACUAAUAUUGCUGAUGGUUCUGACAAUGUGGAAAUUGGCCUCCAAGCUGACAAGAGUGGCUGUGAUGAACUUGUGCCAUUUAGCAUAAAUUGCAUUGACCAGACUAUGUCUGAUACUAUUGCUUUCCACAAGGACCACAACAAUUCAGAAAUUGUUUUAGACGUCUCAUCCAAGGCUGGUAGUGGACCUGCGGACAAUUUGAAAGAUGAAUUUCCAGUUGUACCAUCAAUUCAUGACGCUUUGUUGGAUAUGAAACCAAGCCAUCAUAAAUUGGAGUCAACAAUAGUGUCCUUGGCAUCACAAAAUCCAUCUUCAACUUCUAUCAAUCCAAAAAGAUGUGGUUUUCUGGGGCCUAAGAUCUUGGAAGAGAAGUUCAAACUUGAUAAUACUAUUGAUAUCUGCAAGAUCCCUAAGCCAUGUUCAACUGAAACUGACAAUGACCUGUCUUUGAACAUAUCUGUUGACAAUGUUCAUCCUGAUCCAUCAGUUGCAUCUUCUACAUCUGUUGAUUUUGCAAAAGAUGAUGUACUCAGUGAUAUUGGUGAGGAUGCAUACGGACUUAUGCCUCAGCAUAAUUUUGUAGAUGGUAGUUUGGCGGAAGAAGAUAUGAUGAAGACCUUACCUGAUGCCAUAGAUGCUGAUUUUCUGAGAAUUCCUGAUACGAAAAGAGAGAGGGAGAUGGAAGAAAAAAUUGAAAUCGAGCAUCCUAUGAAGAAAAGUAGAUCAGAUGGAAAACACCAGAUGUUACUUUUGGAAAAAGAAGUUCAUAAGUUUGCGUUGGACUUUACAAAAAAGGAUUUAAGUCCUACAACAGUAAAAGAUGGUUCCUUGAAACACACUCUAGGAAAUGAUGGAAAAGCUCUAGAUAUUAUGAGCUUAGUUCAGGAAAAUAAACAUCGAGCAAGUGAUGUUUCCUCUUACACAGAUUCUACAGAAAAAUUGAUGCAGAAAAGAGAUGGUGCAGCUGGGUUGAGAGUGAAGAAGAUAAUGCGAAGUGUUGGUGACAACAAGGAGUCAUCUGUGUUAAUUCAGAAACUGAGAGAAGAGAUAAGGGAAGCAGUUCAAGAUAAAACACCUAAUAUAAUUGACAAAGUAAAAAUUCUCAAUGGGGAACUUCUUACAGCAUUUCGUGCUGCAUUAGCAAGACCCCAAAAUGAGGUGGUUGAUAAAACGGGGUUAUCACAUGUGGCAAUAAGGAAACCAUUUCUGCAAAAAGGAAAGACACGUGAAAAUCUAACCAAAAAAAUAUAUCAAACAUCCACAGGAAGGCGAAAGAAAGCAUGGGACAGGGAUUGUGAAGUUGAAUUUUGGAAACGCCGUUGCAUGAUAGCCAAGCCACAAAAAGUUGAGACUCUCCAAUCUGUUCUUGAACUCUUAAGAAAAGCAUCCAGUUCUUCCUUAGAGGACUCAGAAAUAGAUCAAGAUCCUCACAAGCAAACUACAGAUUCUAUUCUCUCUAGAGUAUAUCUAGCUGAUGCCUCAGUGUUCCCCAGGAAGAAUGACAUAAAGCCUCUCUCUGUGCUUGAAGGAUAUCAAGGAAUAGAUAGUCAUAACCAAGAAAGCAAUAUUUCUGGAAAAGGUUCUCAACAUGUUUGCGCAACCAAUAUGACGAACAAUGGUAUAGGAAUUUCUGACUGUCAUCUACGUGGCAAAGUCCCUUCCACUGAUAAGGGGGAGAAAAAAUUAAGUGCUCCAAAUCCCAAGAAGGAAGCUCCUUGUCAAAAAGGAAAGUCAAAUGGGACAAGAGAAGCACCAACCACAAUAGUUGACUCAAGCAGUUCUAAAGAGAGUGCACUAAAUUCAAAUGAACUUUCUAGGCAAUCUUGUGUAGCUAAAUCAGAUAAAAAAAAAUGGGCUCUAGAAGUUCUUGCCAGGAAGAAUGCCUCAUUCAAUGCUGAUGCAAGUAAAGGGAAUCAAGAAGAUAGAUCUCCACUAAAUGGGAAUUAUCCUCUUCUAACACAACUACCUGCAGAUAUGAUGCCCUUGCCAGCACCCAGCCGCUUUAACAAAGUGCCUCUGUCAGUUAGACAGGCACAACUUAACCGUAUUGCUGAGCAUUACUUGAGAAGAACAAAUUUGAGUCAAAUGCGAAGAACAGCAGUGACAGAGUUGGCUGUUGCAGAUGCAGUUAAUGUAGAAAAGGAUAUUGUUGAGAGAUCUAAUAGCAAAUUGGUAUAUUUCAAUCUAUGCUCACAGGUUCUAUCUCAACGUAAAACCAAGCCACAAAAUUCUGAAAACAUUAGCCACGGUCCCAUAGCAACUUCUACACAUGAUACUGAUUUCAGAGUUGAAGUCAUGUGCAGCAACUCUGUUCUAACAGAAGGUGUCAAAGUUGAAGAAGCAUUGAAAUUGGCUGGCCUUGAUGAUACUCCACCAAGCAGCCCAAGCAGACCUGGGACAGACACUGAAGCAGAAGGCACUGGCUUGGCAAAGGUUAGACAGGAAGAUUUCACUGAUCCCUAUGAUGUGCAUUCUCAUCCUGUGUGUAUUUUGGAUGAUGAGGGUUCUAUCAUAUCAUCCAGGACCAUGGAUGCUGGUCCUGUGCACCCAGAAGAUUUGGAAUCAAGAAUCAAACUUGUGCCCUCUUCUGUAAAUUGCGCAAAGUCAAGCUCUAAAUGUGCUGCUCAAAAUUUCCAAACUUCUAAACAAGAAUCAAUAACUACUGAUCAGCAUGAUCUUAGAGUAGUUGAGGCAAGUUCUGAUACAUCUACCAUGUUAGCUUGUCAAAGUGAUACACAUUUAGAGGUUAGAGUUCCAGUGCUGCAAGAACCAUCUCACAUGGAUUUUAACAGGGACCCUUCAUUUGAAGAAUGUGAGGAGAACAGGGUGAGUUUGGAUAAGAAGUUAUCUGUUGAAGUAACAGGUGGGCCAAGUAAUGCUAUGGAGACAGAUGCUGCAGUUCAACUUCCAUUUUGUUGUGAUAUUGAAAAUCCAGAGAAAAGUAACAAAGAAUAUCUGAUAGUUGAGAUACACACUGAGAAUAACUUCGCUGAAGGUUCACCUAGUCACUCCCUUAUUAGUGAAAAGGCUCCAACUGAUGAAAUUGCAACAGUUCACAGCCAUGCUGAUUCUGCUAAAUCUAUAUCAAGGAAGGUAGAAGCCUACAUCAAAGAGCAUAUCAGGCCUCUGUGCAAAAGUGGUAUCAUAACAGUGCAGCAGUACAGGUGGGCAGUCACGAAAACGACAGAGAAGGUUAUGAAAUUCCAUUACAAGGCCAAAAAUGCAAAUUUUCUUAUCAAAGAAGGAGCCAAAGUAAAGAAACUUGCUGAAGAUUAUGUUGAAGCUGCUCAGCAAAAGGAAUGGACAUAAAUGGGGGUUGUGAUUUUACAUAAGAAAUAGUACAUCGUUCUAUACGAUCAUCAAUACAAGAUGGUUUAGUAUUGAUCAAGAAUCUUUGAUCAAAAGGAUAUAUAACUGAAGAGUUGGCCAAUUAGAAGGCAGUGUGAGGAAUUUUCUGAUAUGGUGAACUUGCAAAUGAACGAUAAUGGUAAGUUUCCAUUUAUCCUCGUCUUGAAUUCCUCUGUUUGGAAAUUAUGCAGUCCAUAAAUUAUGUUCAUGAAAAAAUCCUGAGCCUUUUAGAGUAUAACAAAAGUAGGAUUGAAAUGCCUUCUCUCCUGAUUGUAUGUAGAAUUUACAUUCACUUAUGAUGUUUUCUUCUUUUAUAUACAUAUACCCUCGAUUGAAUGAAA